Acanthosepion pharaonis is the source of this 7422-nucleotide messenger RNA. Lineage: Eukaryota; Metazoa; Mollusca; Cephalopoda; Sepiida; Sepiidae. The record is from the annotation of a GenBank genome assembly.
AUGUUUUCAACUUAUCUUUCUUUUGGCCAAUAUCAACUUAUCUUUCUUUUGGCCAAUAUCAACUUAUCUUUCUUUUGGCCAAUAUCAACUUAUCUUUCUUUUGGCCAAUAUCAACUUAUCUUUCUUUUGGCCAAUAUCAACUUAUCUUUCUUUUGGCCAAUAUCAACUUAUCUUUUGGCCAAUAUUUCUUUUGGCCAAUAUCAACUUAUCUUUCUUUUGGCCAAUAUCAACUUAUCUUUCUUUUGGCCAAUAUCAACUUAUCAACUUAUCUUUCUUUUGGCCAAUAUCAACUUAUCUUUCUUUUUUGGCCAAUAUCAACUUAUCUUUCUUUUGGCCAAUAUCAACUUAUCUUUCUUUUGGCCAAUAUCAACUUAUCUUUCUUUUGGCCAAUAUCAACUUAUCUUUCUUUUGGCCAAUAUCUUUCUUUUCAAAUCAACUUAUCUUUCUUUUUUGGCCAAUAUCAACUUAUCUUUCUUUUGGCCAAUAUCAACUUAUCUUUCUUUUGGCCAAUAUCAACUUAUCUUUCUUUUGGCCAAUAUCAACUUAUCUUUCUUUUGGCCAAUAUCAACUUAUCUUUCUUUUGGCCAAUAUCAACUUAUCUUUCUUUUGGCCAAUAUCAACUUAUCUUUCUUUUGGCCAAUAUCAACUUAUCUUUCUUUUGGCCAAUAUCAACUUAUCUUUCUUUUGGCCAAUAUCAACUUAUCUUUCUUUUGGCCAAUAUCAACUUUCUUUUUUGGCCAAUAUCAACUUAUCUUUCUUUUGGCCAAUAUCAACUUAUCUUUCUUUUUUGGCCAAUAUCAACUUAUCUUUCUUUUGGCCAAUAUCAACUUAUCUUUCUUUUGGCCAAUAUCAACUUAUCUUUCUUUUGGCCAAUAUCAACUUAUCUUUCUUUUGGCCAAUAUCAACUUUUAUAUCUUUUUUUUUGGCCAAUAUCAACUUAUCUUUCUUUUGGCCAAUAUCAACUUAUCUUUCUUUUGGCCAAUAUCAACUUAUCUUUCUUUUGGCCAAUAUCAACUUAUCUUUCUUUUUGGCCAAUAUCAACUUAUCUUUCUUUUGGCCAAUAUCAAUCUUAUCUUUCUUUUUUUGGCCAAUAUCAACUUAUCUUUCUUUUGGCCAAUAUCAACUUAUCUUUCUUUUUUUGGCCAAUAUCAACUUAUCUUUCUUUUGGCCAAUAUCAACUUAUCUUUCUUUUGGCCAAUAUCAACUUAUCUUUCUUUUGGCCAAUAUCAACUUAUCUUUCUUUUGGCCAAUAUCAACUUCAACUUAUCUUUCUUUUGGCCAAUAUCAACUUAUCUUUCUUUUGGCCAAUAUCAACUUAUCUUUCUUUUGGCCAAUAUCAACUUAUCUUUCUUUUGGCCAAUAUCAACUUAUCUUUCUUUUGACCACUUAUUUUUGGCCAAUAUCAACUUAUCUUUCUUUUGGCCAAUAUCAACUUAUCUUUCUUUUGGCCAAUAUCAACUUAUCUUUCUUUUGGCCAAUAUCAACUUAUCUUUCUUUUGGCCAAUAUCAACUUAUCUUUCUUUUGGCCAAUAUCAACUUAUCUUUCUUUUGGCCAAUAUCAACUUAUCUUUCUUUUGGCCAAUAUCAACUUAUCUUUCUUUUGGCCAAUAUCAACUUAUCUUUCUUUUGGCCAAUAUCAACUUAUCUUUCUUUUGGCCAAUAUCAACUUAUCUUUCUUUUGGCCAAUAUCAACUUAUCUUUCUUUUGGCCAAUAUCAACUUAUCUUUCUUUUGGCCAAUAUCAACUUAUCUUUCUUUUGGCCAAUAUCAACUUAUCUUUCUUUUGGCCAAUAUCAACUUAUCUUUCUUUUGGCCAAUAUCAACUUAUCUUUCUUUUGGCCAAUAUCAACUUAUCUUUCUUUUGGCCAAUAUCAACUUAUCUUUCUUUUGGCCAAUAUCAACUUAUCUUUCUUUUGGCCAAUAUCAACUUAUCUUUCUUUUGGCCAAUAUCAACUUAUCUUUCUUUUGGCCAAUAUCAACUUAUCUUUCUUUUGGCCAAUAUCAACUUAUCUUUCUUUUUUGGCCAAUAUCAACUUAUCUUUCUUUUGGCCAAUAUCAACUUAUCUUUCUUUUGGCCAAUAUCAACUUAUCUUUCUUUUGGCCAAUAUCAACUUAUCUUUCUUUUGGCCAAUAUCAACUUAUCUUUCUUUUGGCCAAUAUCAACUUAUCUUUCUUUUGGCCAAUAUCAACUUAUCUUUCUUUUGGCCAAUAUCAACUUAUCUUUCUUUUGGCCAAUAUCAACUUAUCUUUCUUUUGGCCAAUAUCAACUUAUCUUUCUUUUGGCCAAUAUCAACUUAUCUUUCUUUUGGCCAAUAUCAACUUAUCUUUCUUUUGGCCAAUAUCAACUUAUCUUUCUUUUGGCCAAUAUCAACUUAUCUUUCUUUUGGCCAAUAUCAACUUGUUUAAUAUAUUCUCUUUUACAAUAAACCUCUCUUUUUCCUUCUUUUGGCAAUAUAUUUGUCCUUUUCUCUCUUUUGGCAAUAUCAACUUUCAUUUAGCUAUCAACUAUUCUUUAGCAAUUAUUAACUUUUUGUGGGUAAUAUCUUUUCCUUUUUCCUUUCGGCAACAUCUUUUCCUUUUUCCUUUCGGCAACAUCUUUUCCUUUUUCCUUUCGGCAACAUCUUUUCCUUUUUCCUUUCGGCAACAUCUUUUCCUUUUCCUUUUCGGCAACAUCUUUUUCCUUUUUCCUUUCGGCAACAUCUUUUCCUUUUUUCCUUUCGGCAACAUCUUUUCCUUUUUCCUUUCGGCAACAUCUUUUCCUUUUUCCUUUCGGCAACAUCUUUUCCUUUUUCCUUUCGGCAACAUCUUUUCCUUUUUCCUUUCGGCGACAUCUUUUCCUUUUUCCUUUCGGCAACAUCUUUUCCUUCCUUUCUUUUCGGCGACAUCUUUUCCUUCCUUUCUUUUCGGCGACAUCUUUUCCUUCCUUUCUUUUCGGCGACAUCUUUUCCUUCCUUUCUUUUCGGCAAUAUCUUUUUUACCUUUCUUUUUUUACGGCAAUAUCUUUUUUACCUUUCUCUUUUUACGGCAAUAUCUUUUUUACCUUUCUCUUUUUACGGCAAUAUCUUUUUUACCUUUCUCUUUUUACGGCAAUAUCUUUUUUACCUUUCUCUUUUUACGGCAAUAUCUUUUUUACCUUUCUCUUUUUACGGCAAUAUCUUUUUUACCUUUCUCUUUUUACGGCAAUAUCUUUUUACCUUUCUCUUUUACGGCAAUAUCUUUUUACCUUUCUCUUUUUACGGCAAUAUCUUUUUACCUUUUCUUUUUUACGGCAAUAUCUUUUUACCUUUCUCUUUUUACGGCAAUAUCUUUUUACCUUUCUCUUUUUACGGCAAUAUCUUUUUUACCUUUCUCUUUUUUACGGCAAUAUCUUUUUACCUUUCUCUUUUUACGGCAAUAUCUUUUUUACCUUUCUCUUUUUACGGCAAUAUCUUUUUACCUUUUCUUUUUACGGCAAUAUCUUUUACCUUUUCUUUUUACGGCAAUAUCUUUUUACCUUUCUCUUUUUACGGCAAUAUCUUUUUACCUUUCUCUUUUUUACGGCAAUAUCUUUUUUUUUCUUUUUACGGCAAUAUCUUUUUUUUUUCUCUUUUUACGGCAAUAUCUUUUUACCUUCUCUUUUUACGGCAAUAUCUUUUUUACCUUUUCUUUUUUGGCAAUAUCUUUUUACCUUUCUCUUUUUUACGGCAAUAUCUUUUUACCUUUCUCUUUUUACGGCAAUAUCUUUUUUACCUUUUUCUUUUUACGGCAAUAUCUUUUUACCUUUCUCUUUUUACGGCAAUAUCUUUUUACCUUUCUUUUUACGGCAAUAUCUUUUUACCUUUUCUUUUUACGGCAAUAUCUUUUUUACCUUUCUCUUUUUACGGCAAUAUCUUUUUUAUUUUUCUUUUACGGCAAUAUCUUUUUACCUUUCUCUUUUUACGGCAAUAUCUUUUUUACCUUUCUCUUUUUACGGCAAUAUCUUUUUUACCUUUCUCUUUUUACGGCAAUAUCUUUUUUACCUUUUCUUUUUACGGCAAUAUCUUUUUUUACCUUUCUCUUUUUACGGCAAUAUCUUUUUACCUUUUCUUUUUUACGGCAAUAUCUUUUUACCUUUCUCUUUUACGGCAAUAUCUUUUUUUACCUUUAUUUUUUUACGGCAAUAUCUUUUUUACCUUUCUCUUUUUACGGCAAUAUCUUUUUUACCUUUUUCUUUUAUUGGCAAUAUCUUUUUACCUUUCUCUUUUUACGGCAAUAUCUUUUUUACCUUUUCUUUUUACGGCAAUAUCUUUUUUACCUUUCUUUUUACGGCAAUAUCUUUUUACCUUUCUCUUUUUACGGCAAUAACAAUAUCUUUUUUUUUUUAUUUACAGAGCUUGCAAUGCAGUCACACGCUCAUGAAAUCAAAGAAGAUUGGAAACCGUCCUUCCUAUCAAAUGAUGAAUUUACUCAACUGAUGUUAGAGGCCUUAGACAGUUUUUUACUUGUUUUCACACAACAAGGAAACAUUCUUUAUGCCUCUGAGAGCAUAACCUCACUCCUGGGUCAUUUGCCGAAAGAUUUGAUCAAUCGAUCAUUGUAUGACUUCAUUCAUGAUACUGAAAGAACCAGCCUACAUAAUCUCUUGUUAUCCUAUCAGAUCCCAACAAACAAUAUAAAUGACAUUGAGAGUGAUGACAACCAGGUGUCUUUUAUGUGCCACUUGAAGAGGGGAGCUGCCGUACCUGCAGUCCAGGAUGUCUUUGAAUAUGUAAAAGUAACGGGCAACUUAAGAAAAUGGUCAAAUUGUGAAGACAGUAUAAUAAAGUUUUCCAAAGAUUAUUCUCAGAAUAUAAAUGAGUCGUCCUGCUUUUGUUGUACUGUCCAAUUACAACCCUGCCAGCUUAUCAGAGAAAUGUCAAAUAUCGAUGAGUCAAAAAGUGAAUUCACGUCACGGCAUAGUUUUGAAUGGAAAUUCUUGUUUCUUGAUCACAGGGCUCCUCCUAUAAUUGGUUACUUGCCUUUUGAAGUGCUUGGGACAUCAGGCUAUGAUUAUUAUCAUCCUGAUGACUUAGAAAAGCUAUCAGCUUGCCAUACUCAGUUAAUGCAAGCUGGAGAAGGCACUUCCUGCUUUUACAGAUUUUUAACCAAAGGACAACAGUGGAUUUGGUUAAAGACCCGUUAUUACAUUACUUAUCACCAAUGGAAUUCAAAACCUGAAUUUAUUGUGUGUACUCAUAAAGUUAUCAGUUAUGCUGAUGUUCGAAUACAUCUUCGAAAGGAACGUGGUUUUAAUGAAGAGGAAAGUGAGUCACCACCAUUAGAAAAUGCAUCCGAGAAAUCUUGUACAAAUUCUUCAAUUUGUCAGCCUUCUCCAACAUGGGCUAUGCAACUUGCCACUGGAAUCCCUGGAUCAUCAUCUGCUGGACAUUUAAAGAUACUGACUGACCAAGCAGACACUGCUGAGAAACCACACUCCACUUUGGAAGAACUAACUGUGACAACAGUGUUGGCUCAUACACAGCAGAAAUCAACACUGCAGCAGCAGCAGCAGCAGUUACAGUUGACAGUCCAGCAACAACUGUCACUACCACAGUUACAACCCCAACUUCAGUCUCGGCCACAAUCACAAUUAACACAAGUCCAGCCGCAGCAACCACAACAAAAAAUACAGCAACAACCUCCUCCACCUCCAUCAUCUGGCACAUUUCAACAAAUACAUACUCCUUCUACCCAGCAGCAGCAGCAGCAAGUUCAGCAGCAGCAGCAACAACAAAGUCAGCUUCAGCCAGCUGAUUUAUCUCCACACCAGAGUUUAACAGUUCCUGGGAUGAUGAUGAUGAUGGCCCCUCCAACCAUUCCGACCACUGACUUGGAGACUGUACAAGUCAGCUCUGACUUAGUAAGGAUCUGCACAACUAAUCAAAUAUCCACUGUUCUAAAUCAAGGCCAACCUACAUUAGCUGUGUCUGGAUUAUCACUGCCUCAAGGACUUUCCCAAGCUUCAACUAAUUUGUUCCCACAGUUGUUUAUGACUCCAGCACAAAGACAGCUUCACAAACAGUUGCAGUUCAAAUCCCAGCAACUCCAGCAGACCAUCUUAAGGCAACAAGAAGAGUUGAGACAGAUUACUGAAGAAUUAGCACUUGCUCAUCAAUUUAUGCCAAUUGCAGAUGCAACCAACUCUGGUAACCAAAUGUUAAUGAUGAACCCCACUACAUUUACAUCUCCAACCACAGAAAUCCCCAGUACACCUUCAACUUCUCACACAUUUCAACUUGUUUUUAUUUUUUGCCUUUUUUCUCUCUCUUUUUUUUUUUUUUCCUUUUUUCUCUCUUUUUUGCCUUUUUUUCUCUCUUUUUUGCCUUUUUUUUCUCUCUUUUUUGCCUUUUUUUCUCUCUUUUUUUGCCUUUUUUUCUCUCUCUUUUGCCUUUUUUUCUCUCUCUUUUGCCUUUUUUUCUCUCUCUUUUGCCUUUUUUUCUCUCUUUUGCCUUUUUUUCUCUCUUUUGCCUUUUUUUCUCUCUUUUGCCUUUUUUUAUCUUUUUUUUUUUUCUUUUUUAUUUUUUUUCUCUUUGCCUUUUUUUUCUCUCUUUUUUUUUUUUUUCUUUUGCCUUUUUUUAUUUUUUUUUUGCCUUUUUUUAUUUUUUUGCCGUUUUUUCUUCUUUUUUUGCCGUUUUUUCUUCUUUUUUUUUGCCGUUUUUUCUUUUUUUUUGCCGUUUUUCUCUUCUUUUUUUUGCCGUUUUUCUCUUCUUUUUUUGCCGUUUUUUUUCUUUUUUUUUUGCCGUUUUUCUCUUCUUUUUUUGCCGUUUUCUCUUCUUUUUUUGCCGUUUUUCUCUUCUUUUUUUUUGCCGUUUUUCUCUUCUUUUUUUUGCCGUUUUUCUCUUCUUUUUUUUGCCGUUUUUCUCUUCUUUUUUUUGCUGUUUUUCUCUUCUUUUUUUGCUGUUUUUCUCUUCUUUUUUUUGCCUUUUUUCUCUUUUUUUUGCCUUUUUCUCUCUCUUUUUGCCUUUUUCUCUCUUCUUUUUGCCUUCUUUUUGCCUUUUUUUUUGCCUUUUUUCUUUUUUUCCUUUUUCUUUUUUUUUUUUUCUUUUUUUUUUUUUUUUUUUACCUUUUUUUCUUUUUUUUUUUACUUUUUUUUCCUUUUUUUACUUUUUUUUCGCCUUUUUUUUUUACUUUUUUCCUUUUUUCGCCUUUUUUUCUCUUUUUUUUCUUUUUUUUUUUUUUUGCUCUUUUUUUUUUUUUUGCCUUUUUUUGCCUUUUUUUUCUUUUUUUUUUGCCUUUUUUUUGCCUUUUUUUUUUUUUUUUUACCUUUUUUUUGCCUUUUUUUUUUUUACCUUUUUUGCUUUUUUUUUUUUUUUUUUUUUUUUUUUUUUUACUCUUUUUUUGCCUUUUUUUUUUUACUCUUUUUUUGCCUUUUUUUUUUUACUCUUUUUUUGCCUUUUUUUUCUCUUUUUUUUGCCUUUACAAAUGA